Molecule: messenger RNA, 357 nt
Organism: Gracilinanus agilis (Agile Gracile Mouse Opossum)
Lineage: Eukaryota; Metazoa; Chordata; Mammalia; Didelphimorphia; Didelphidae
Product: small cysteine and glycine repeat-containing protein 9-like
Exons: 1
Coding region: 1-357 (118 amino acids)
Source: RefSeq, a predicted model, not a curated record
AUGGGUUGCUGUGGUUGUAGAGGCAGCUGUGGUGGCUGCGGUGGCUGCGGUGGCUGCGGUGGCUGCGGUGGCUGCGGUGGCUGCGGUGGUGGCUGUGGUGGCUGUGGUGGUGGCUGUGGCUGCACCACUUGUACCUGCCGCCGCGUGGGCUGCUGCUCUGCCUGCUGCCCCUGCUGCUGUGGCUGCUGUGGGGGCUGCUGUAGCCCCACAGUUGUCUGCUGCCGCCGCACCUGCUGCUGUAACUCUUGUGGCUGUGGCUCCUGUGGCUGUGGCAAGGGCUGUGGCUGUGGCAAGGGCUGCUGCCAACAGAAAUGCUGCCAACAGAGCUGCUGCUGUAAGAAACAAUGCUGCUGCUAG